Messenger RNA from Cetraspora pellucida, 642 nucleotides. NCBI's taxonomy places the organism in Eukaryota, Fungi, Glomeromycota, Glomeromycetes, Diversisporales, Gigasporaceae. The record is from the annotation of a GenBank genome assembly.
CAAUAUAUAUUUCUCGAUUGUGAAAAUUAUCUUGCAUAUAAAGGUGUUAUUGUUCCUUCACAACCACAAAAACCAAAUUCAUCGUUGACAUUAAAUAGUGAUUUAUAUAUAUUAAAUACACAGGAUUAUACAUGGAUUAAUUAUUUUGAUGCAUCAAAUAUAUAUGGUCCUAAUAAUUCUCUCUCAUUAGGUGCAAAGAUUGGUAUUUCUAUAGCUGUAAUAGUUGCUCUUGUUGUAAUAGUUAUUACUGGAUUUUUCAUUUAUAAGAAAUUUCAUGUUCGCAAUAAUUAUCUUGCAACUGUAUUGAAUUGGUUAAUAAAUUAUAACAUUCUUUACAAAAAUAUAAAACUUGAUGAGACAAUAUUAAAUUCAUUAUCAAAAAAUGAGAUAUCAAUUGCUUUAAGAGCAACUACUAUAAUGGUCAAUAUUAACUCAGAAAAAAUUGAACAUUAUACUAGAUAUAUGACAGAUUCAAUAGAUAGUAAUGUAAAUAAUGACAAUUAUACAGAAAAUGAAUUCAAUAAAAAAGAAAUUUCUGAUUAUAAUGAAUUAUAUAAUCCUAUUAAUAGUAUUUCUAAAUUAAAGAACUUGAGUAUAACAUAUUUAGAUAAUAUUCCUAUUUCUGAAAAAACUAUAUAUUAA